This is a messenger RNA of Tribolium madens (black flour beetle), 680 nucleotides long. Its product is annotated as prefoldin subunit 2. The record is from RefSeq and is a predicted model, not a curated record. Gene Ontology annotation, biological process: protein folding. Gene Ontology annotation, cellular component: prefoldin complex; cytoplasm. Gene Ontology annotation, molecular function: protein folding chaperone. Lineage: Eukaryota; Metazoa; Arthropoda; Insecta; Coleoptera; Tenebrionidae. The transcript has 2 exons. Bases 71 to 505 code for a protein of 144 amino acids.
GACAUGUUGCUGCGUCACGUGACCAUGACAAAGUGACAUUUCUCAAAUUCCGGAUAUAUGUUUACCAAAAAUGGCAAGUGAUUCGAAAAAGAAGUCGUCCAAAGGGCUCACACCUGAGGAAAUCCUCAACGGAUUUCAAGCACUAAGGGCUGAGCAGCGCAAUCUUUCAUCAAAACUCACGGAAUUCGAAGCCGAUUCCAACGAACACAAAAUGGUGAUCGCAACUUUGCAAAACGUGAACGAAGAUCGGCGUUGCUUUAGACUAGUCGGAGGUGUCUUAACUGAAAGAAAAGUGAAAGACGUUCUGCCGGCACUUGUUUCAAAUUUGGAAAAACUCAAAGAACUUAUUGAAAAAUUAAAAGAACAAAUCACAAAGAAAGGUGUGGAGAUCAAUGAAUACAGGGAAAAAUAUAAUAUUAGCUUUAGAGGAUUGGAUAAUCCGACUCCGAAACAAGAGGAACAAGUGGCGGCUUCAGAGAGUAGAGGAAACGUUUUAGUGUCUUAAAUCUGCAUGUGCUUUUUUUAUUUACACCUAAGCUAGGAUUUUUCUUUUGUAGAAUAUUUAUUUUAUGUAUCUCAUUCGAAUUUUGUCGGCAUUUAACAGUUUCAUCUUUUUCUAUGAGAGCUGUGCUGGUUUUUUGCAAGAUAAUGUAACAUUUGAAUAAAAAUUUAAUUUGUAA